AUGUUAGAUAAUAGUGAAGCUAUUAUAAGAGAAUCAUUAGAAAAUUAUCUCAACUAUCAACACUCAGAAUGUGUAUUAAAAAGUGAGAUGAGUAAACCACAUUUAAGACAGAAGUAUUGUGAAUGUUUAUAAUUGGAAUCAUUUGUUGAAUUCGUAUUGACAUGUUUAGAAUUAGUAAACACAACAGUGUUAAUGAAACAGAAUUAUUAACUAAGUCAUAAAUUACAUUUAUAAUAUUGGAAAAUAUUCAAUGAACUACCAUAACCAAAAGAUGAAAUGGUAAGUUUCAUAUUAAUAGCUGUAUGGUUCUUAAUUCAUAGUACUAUAUUUAAAUAACAAACAUAAGAAGAGAGAAAUAAAAUAGAUCAAAGAUUCCUCUUUAAUUCCUACCAUGUAUUAUUAUAUUACAUUAAUGGAUUCUAUGUAUCUGAUGAAUUUGUAUAAUAAUAAGUUGAGAUGUAUCUCAACAAUAGAUAUUUAGAUUAUAGAUUAAAUUCAUUCUAAAAGAAGAAUCUUAAAAAAUAGUAAAUGCAAUAAACAUAAACUAAUUUAUUCCCAAAUGUAAGUAUACCUGAAUUAACAUAAAUUCAAGGAGCAACCUAAUUCUAAAAAGAACUUAGAUUUAGAAAAAAACAAAAAAAAUAAUAAAGUGAUCCUCUUGUUCUUGAAUAAAAUCAAUAAUAAUAAUAAUAAUAAUAUAUGAAUAGAAGUGAUAGAAGUGGUAGAUUUCCAAACUCAAUUAAAUUUAAUCUUAAUCAAUUAUCACCAUCCAUCAAUUCACUUCUUAAUCUUAGUAAUAAAGCUACACCAAGAGCUAAACUAAUUACACAUUAAAUUAUAUCACAUAAUUUUAAUUAAGUUAAAGUAUCAAAUGUAUUAAAAAGUUUGGAUGAACCAAGAACAACAUUAACAUAAAUGAAAGAAAGUAGAGAUAAUACAAAAGGAUAAAGAUUAUUAGAUAAAUAUAGAGUUACAUAACCACCACUUGAAUACUUUAAAAAACAUCCUAAAGUUGAUCAUCUAUUUAAAGAUAUGUUAGAAAUGAAACUUGUUUUAUAAUCAAGUCAUUAACAUAUUUAUACAUCUCCUAGAUUAAUUAAAGAGGAUUCUACUGCAUUAAGAGAAAAAUUAGCAUAGUAUCUAGAAGAAAGAACACUUAAAUCAAAUUUGACUCCCUAAGAUGAUUUAAUUUAAUAAAGUUCAUAAUUAGGAUCUAAUAUGAUGAUUACAUAUUAACAUGUUAGAACUCCUAGUGAUGGAACUAGAAUCUAAGAUACUCAUUCAGUUUUACCAACUGGUUAAAUUAGUUCUUUUCUUUAAACUUAACUCUCAUAAUCCCCAUAACCUAGAAUUACUAAUAAAUUUGCAUAUGAAGAUAAAAGAAAACUAUAUACUGAUAGAUUUAACAAAACUACUAAUGGAUAAACUACAGAUGAUAAAAUACAAAAUUUAUAACAUAAUUUACUAGUCAAAUAACACAUGAUUUAAUAACAUUUGAAAAAAUAACAUUGA
Molecule: messenger RNA, 1512 nt
Organism: Paramecium sonneborni
Lineage: Eukaryota; Ciliophora; Oligohymenophorea; Peniculida; Parameciidae
Source: the annotation of a GenBank genome assembly